UUAGGCGGCGCAACUCCUCGCUCACUCUCGCUCUGUCUGUAGGACACUAAGCGCAGGAAGGAGGCAGGGCUGCCUGGCGCUCUUCCUUUGCCGGUUUGACCAUCGCUAUUUGCUGAAUCACACAAACUCUUCCGCAUCGUCAAAACUUUGAAGACAGAUCGCAGUGCAUUUCAGCCCGUGGAUACACAACGCCGUCAGACAGAGAAGGUGUCUUCUUCCGCGCAACUCUUCAUGGCGAAAAGACCUCUCUUUUUCACUUCUGCCUCCUGUCACCUACGAGACACACGCCUUUAAAAGUUUGCUUUGCAUGUGAAUGUAGAAGACUCCUCUGUGAAAUGAAGCUCAGCAGACAGUUCACAGUUCUUGGCAGUGCCAUAUUCUGUGUUGUGAUAUUUUCCUUGUACCUCAUGUUGGAUCACAUAGAUCAGAGCAAAAACCCGAAUGGAGAGAGAAGUCAAAACGGCCAGCUUGGUGUUCUGCAGGACAAAAUAGACCACUUAGAAAGACUACUUGCAGAGAACAAUGAGAUCAUUGCCAACAUCAGGGACUCUGUAAUUAACCUGAGGGAAACUGUGAAAGAUGGGAAAAUGUUUCCUGAUGUGAACAUGAAUCAGGGGAACGUGGAAUUGCUGGCCCCUGCUCCUGCACUGCUCCCCAUCCUCUCAGAGGACUGCCAGUUUGCAGCACGCACGUACUCCAAGGCAGCAGAUGGAGUACAGAUGCUGGAUGUUUAUGAUUUACUCCGCUUUGAUAACCCUGAUGGUGGAGUAUGGAAGCAAGGCUUUGAUAUCUCGUAUCAGGACAAUGAAUGGGACAAUGAGCCACUCCAAGUCUUUGUUGUGCCCCAUUCACAUAAUGACCCCGGCUGGCUGAAGACAUUCGAUGACUACUACCGAGACCAGACGCAACACAUUCUCAACAACAUGGUGGUGAAGUUACACGAAGACAGUCGGCGAAAAAUGAUCUGGUCUGAGAUCUCGUAUUUUGCAAAAUGGUGGGACGGCAUCGAUGAGCAGAAACAAGAUGCUGUCAGGAGGCUGAUAGAGAGCGGUCAGCUCGAGGUGGCGACAGGAGGCUGGGUGAUGCCUGACGAAGCCAACUCUCACUAUUUUGCAUUGAUAGAUCAGUUAGUUGAAGGUCACCAGUGGUUGGAGAGAAAUUUGGGAGUGAAACCCAAGACUGGCUGGGCUGUGGAUCCGUUCGGUCACACUCCUACCCAUGCUUACCUGCUCAGACAAGCCGGUCUAUCUAACAUGCUGAUCCAAAGAGUGCACUACUCAGUGAAGAAACACUUUGCCUCUCAGAAGACCCUGGAGUUCUUCUGGAGACAGAACUGGGAUCAGGACUCGAGUUCAGACAUUUUGUGUCACAUGAUGCCAUUCUACAGCUACGAUGUUCCCCAUACAUGUGGUCCUGACCCAAAAAUCUGCUGCCAGUUUGACUUUAAAAGGCUGCCGGGAGGACGAAUCAGCUGUCCGUGGAGAAUUCCUCCUCAGCCUAUCACAGAUAAUAACAUACAGGAGAGGGUUCAGACGCUGCUGGACCAGUACAGGAAGAAAUCCAAACUUUUUCGGACCAAUGUGCUGCUGGCUCCACUUGGAGAUGAUUUCCGUUACACUGAAGCUGUCGAAUGGGACCAACAGUUUGAAAACUACCAGAAACUCUUCGACUACAUGAAUUCCCACCCUGAGCUUCAUGUCCAGGCCCAAUUUGGAACGAUUUCAGAUUAUUUCGAGGCCUUGCGUAAAAGCACUGGCAUGGAUCCGGUUGGCAUGAAUGUUGGCCAGUUGGCUUUGCCUGUGGUAAGUGGAGACUUUUUCACUUACGCGGAUCGAGACGACCACUACUGGAGCGGAUACUUCACCUCACGGCCGUUCUAUAAGCGCCUGGACAGAGUGCUGGAAUCACAUCUCCGGGCAGCUGAGGUCCUCUACUCUCUGACCUUGGCCAAUAUUCAGAAGCACGGCCAGCCCAGUGAUUACCCUGCAGUGGAUAAUUACAAGUUGCUGACAGAAGCCAGACGCAAUCUAGGUCUCUUCCAGCAUCAUGAUGCCAUCACCGGCACGGGCAAAGACUGGGUGGUUGUGGACUAUGGAACAAGGUUGUAUCACUCUAUUCUGAAUGUGAAGCGAGUGAUUGUGAGCUCAGCUCACUGGUUGGUGCUCAAGGACAAACCAGCAUACUACCAUGAUCCUUCAAAUCCCUUUCUUCAAAUGGAUGAUGUUCAGCCAACCCAAGAUGCCUUACCUCGCAAAACUAUUCUUGAAAUUGGUGAAAAACCAAGGUUGUUGGUGGUUUACAACCCCACAGAGCAAGCUAGGACAUCCAUGGUUACAGUAUACGUGACUUCUACUAAAGUGCGCGUGCUUAAUGCUCUUGGUCACGUGGUCCGUGCGCAAGUCAGUGCAGUGUGGAAUGAACCCAGUCAUGCUGCUACCGACGUCUUCCAGUUGUCGUUUGUGGCUCAAGCUGCUGCUCUGGGUCUGGGCGUGUAUCAGCUGAUGGAAGGAAUGGAGCCAAGGACAGAAGCUGCCAAGUACAUGUUCCUCCAGGAUGGCAAGCAGAUUUCAGGCAGUAAACUGGAGCAUUUCCCAAAGUUCUAUCAACAAGAUGCGGCUCCUGUGCACAUUGAAAACCCUCACCUGAAACUCUCCAUCUCUACAGCUACAGGUCUUUUAGAGAAAAUGAGGGUGAAGGAGGAUGACUCGGAGUAUCUGGUGAAGGUGGAGUUUGUUUGGUAUGGCACCACCAGCAAUAAAGACAAGAGCGGCGCCUACCUGUUCCUGCCUGACAAAGAAGCAACAAUUUACUCUCCCUCUCAGCCGCCGGUGGUACGAGUCACUAAAGGACCGCUGUUUUCUGAAGUCACCACUACCUUCACGCACAUCACACACACUCUUCGGCUUUACAACAUCCACGGUGUUGAGGGUCAGUCUGUUGAGAUCUGUAACACUGUAGAUAUAAGAGGCGAAAUCAACCGUGAAAUUGCAAUGAGGAUAACUUCAGAUCUGAACAGCAAGGAUCGAUUCUUUACUGACCUCAAUGGCUACCAGGUGCAGCCGAGGAAAACCAUGGCUAAGCUCCCCCUGCAGGCAAACUUCUACCCCAUGACCAGCAUGGUUUACCUGCAGGACUCCAGCGCCAGACUCUCUCUGCUCACCGCACAGUCACUCGGAGCAGCCAGCCUCAAGAGCGGUCAGCUGGAGGUGAUUAUGGACCGCAGGCUCAAUCAGGAUGAUAAUCGAGGCUUAGGUCAGGGAGUGCUGGACAAUAAGAUCACUGCCAACUCCUUCCGCCUACUGCUGGAGAAGAGGAGCUCUGCGGUGGAGGCCCAGAGUGAGGAGACCGCACCAUACAGCUAUCCGUCUAUAUUGAGUCACAUGUCGUACAUGUACCUGAACCAUCCCCUCAUCUCAAUAGCAGUCAGUCAGCGCUCGGAUGCCCCAUCCUUGAUUCCCUACAGCCCUCUGAGCGCCUCCUUCCCCUGCGACAUGCAUCUGGUCAACCUGCGUGCAAUCCAGUCUAAGGAGGAAGGGGGAGGUCCAUCCGAGCAAGCUGCUUUGAUACUCCACAGAAAAGGCUUUGACUGUGGCUUCUCCAAUCGGAACACUGGUCUACUGUGUACCACCACACGUGGCAAGAUCCACUUAGAGAAGCUCCUGACAGAUCUGAAGGUGAAAAGCAUCACUCCUGUAUCGCUGUCUCUGAUGCACACAUACAGUAGUGAUGCUGACCCGCAGGAGAUCAGCCUUAACCCCAUGGAAAUCAGGACUUACCGCCUGCAGUUGAGCUGAAUUGAGUUGCAGUUACUUCUGCUCACGUCCUCCGUGUUUUACACUCGAGAGCCAUGAUGUUGUUGUCCACAGCCAAGGACUCAGUAAGCGAUUGCCAACAGAAAGCUUGAGCUUCACAGCAAGGCACAAUAUGAACUCUUCAAGAAUUCCCAACCAGUUCUCUCAGGUUAUUUAACAUAACGUGACGAUUCUUCUGUUUGAUUCACUGCUGAGAGUUGACAUUUUGCACUGGGAACAUACAAGUUGUACACUUCGAAAGUGGGGAAGGUGCAAGAAACGCUCUUCUCACUGUUACAUGAUGAAGGGAAAAGCUCCUGUUUGAUCAGAGUGCUUGUGCCCUGUUCAUUUUAUCCUCACAAUUCCAAGAUGAAAGUUAAUUUAUAGAUUGUAAAACUUACCUGAAAGUUAUUUUGUUGCAAAACCCAAAGUUUAUACUCACAAAUGUGCCUUAGUCUGUUUAGGUGUAAUGGAUGUGAUAAGCAAUUUUAGACCGUUUUUAUUUCGUGAUCUUCAAACAACCACAAAAAUUCCUUUAUGAAAAGUUAUUUUUGAAUGCAGAUGAUCUAAAUUGGCAGCGUUUUCUGUUUUCUUUAAGUGUCCCUUGCAAACGACUGCAAGUUAUAUUUAUCACAUUCAUUGAAAUAGGUAAUUUAAUGCAACUUGAAAUGUAGACGAUGAAGCCUCAAAUUUUGUCUUUAUCUUUCUUCUGUGAUGUUUAUUUUUUAUUUUUUUAGAUACUAUAUAUUUGUCAUCUUUUUUUUUCUGAAGGAUUGUAAAUAGCUUCCGUAGCAACUUAAAUUCACCAAAGGUGGGUGUCUUGCAACAAUGUGCUAAAGAAUGUGUAUGGAAGAUUUGAGAAGAGAUGAUAAUUAUCAAAGAAAUUGUUUUAUUUAAUAUAUUAGGAUAUAUAAAUAUAAACAUGCAUAUAUUUUUAUCAAUAUAAAUUUAGUUGAAAGGGGUGAUGAAUCAUACAAUGGUGUCAUGGUUACUAUGGAUUAUAAACCUUACGUGAUUGUGUUGAAGUUUAUAAAUUAAAAUGAUCUUAGAAGCUAGAUAUAAUACUCAAUCAUACUAUGCAAAUGUAGAUUUUUGUGCAACAAUGAUCUAUUUUUUUAAACCGGCAGGUAACACGGGCCCUGUAGGGUUUAUCGUAAAUCAAACACUUCCUGUAGUCAGAAACUGUGUGGCAGUAAUUCUCCCAGUUUUACCUGGAAAAGUUCUUGAGGCUUUUUCUGGUAUGUUGAAGAUUUGCAGCUCAUCAUGACGCGAUAUGAAUGUUUUCCUCAAAUUCAUUUUCCUUCUUUCUGUGAUGUUUAUUCUCGAAGGGAAACCAUUUCCUGUGUCGUUUGAGGUGUUUUCUGUUUGAAUCUGCUUUCAGGCUGUCGAGAGACUUGGUUGCUUGUCUUGAGCGUGAUGAAGGAUGAUCAUUUGUUGACUUGCUACUGUGAUUUUUUUUCAUGUUAAUUGGGUUGAUUCUGCAUGUUUUUCUUUCUCUUUUAUGAAAAUAUUCACUGGUGUCUUGUUCUGUUGGUCAGUCAGAAGUGCUUUGAUCACUGUAUUCUAGCUGCUUAAUUCACACUUUUAUGACCAAAUUGGUCUGUGACUGUAAAUAAUCAGGAUAAUGAGAGCAGGACGAUGCUUUCCAACCCUGCGAGAACAUUCCUCUUUUUAAUCUUGAAAAGUGUGGUGACUAUCUGAAGAGUAUGCAUCUUUUUACCAAUGUUGCCAAUUACAAUUUUAGCCAACUAAUAUCUGUGUGUCAUUUGAUAGGAAUGUUACAAAAAAAAAAAAAAAGUAAAAAAUGUGGCUUUUUCUUUUGUUUGCCUUUUAAGAACUAUUUCGUAUUGCUUUAUAGACUCAUCAUAUCUCAUUGUUACAUGGCCACGCAUCAGGUUUUAUGUUCUUUUUGACAUUUUCAACACGUUUCUUCAUUGUCUUCUCGUCCUCUUCCUUUCUUUUUUUCCAGCUUUAUCCAUCUGCACACAUGGUACAGCAGCAAAGUUCCUUGAUUAUUACGCCGGUAUAGUUCCUAGCCAUAUCAGCCUAGAAAAUCACAACUUUUCAUUUUCCGUCGGUCUUAGUACACAGUGUAACUACAGAAGGGUCCAGUUUUAAAUAGGCAAAAUAUUGAAACUCUUUGGUCAUUUUUGAGCGAGAUGCUAAUGGUCUAAUCAGAUUCAAUGAUCUAUGCUAAGCUAAGCUAAAAGUACUACCACCAGACCCAGAGAUUGGCUGAAUGGAUUUGAAAAUGGUAAAACUCAACUGUUUAACUCUAGGGGAAUUGGAAAAUGAGCCUUUUUUUGUGUGUUUCUUUAAUGUUUUAUGUGUGAUAUAUGUAUUUUUUGCAUUCCCUGAUGAAUAAAAAGUCUAUAAGAA
Molecule: messenger RNA, 6170 nt
Organism: Carassius gibelio (silver crucian carp)
Lineage: Eukaryota; Metazoa; Chordata; Actinopteri; Cypriniformes; Cyprinidae
Product: alpha-mannosidase 2
Exons: 22
Coding region: 336-3794 (1152 amino acids)
Biological process (GO): protein deglycosylation; mannose metabolic process; N-glycan processing
Cellular component (GO): Golgi membrane
Molecular function (GO): alpha-mannosidase activity; carbohydrate binding
Source: RefSeq, a predicted model, not a curated record